Molecule: messenger RNA, 852 nt
Organism: Trypanosoma rangeli
Lineage: Eukaryota; Euglenozoa; Kinetoplastea; Trypanosomatida; Trypanosomatidae
Exons: 1
Coding region: 1-852 (283 amino acids)
Source: RefSeq, a predicted model, not a curated record
AUGUCCGCGUGGGCCUCCGGAAGUCUGGCAGAGAAGCUGAAGCAGCAGAAGCUGGCGGCUCCGAAGGAUAAGGGGCCUGUCGCCCCCUCUGCCACCCUCACAAGUUCGGAAGCAGAGAGCGGCAGCAGCAACGUGAGGAGCAAUGUCGCUCCGUCCUCCGCCCCGCUUGCCCACCCGCCCGCCGUGGAUAAGAAACCGGUAGCCUCCACUGUCAGGGAUAAAUCGCCGCCGCGGACAUCGGCAGCACUUGCCCACCUGGGUCCCAUCGCGCUUCCCCCUGAACUAGCAAAGCUAGUGUCAGCGGAGUUUAACUUUGUCGGUGUUGUGCCGACACCCCCAACAACGUUGGAGGAGACCAGACACCCCUCGGUUGCCAACGGCCCGGAGACGACACCUCGGCCAACUGCCUUCGCUGCACAGCCUGAACACAAGGAGCCCCCACAGACGGCUGACGCAAGCCAUCUCUACCCAGUGCAUCACCACCAUCAUUAUCAUAAGCAGCAGCAGCAACCACGACUUCAGCACCAAAGCCCUGGUCAACACCAUCUGUAUCAAUAUCAGGCACAACAACCACAGCAACGUUACAUGCAGCAAGAUACGUCGGGGCAAUCAUACCACAGUGCGUACAACUCGGUACCGUACCAUAUGAGUCCGGACGCCAUGCCGUACCGUCCACGCAUGUACAAAGGGUAUCCGGGUAUGAAUAUGAAUAUGGGCAUGGGCAUGGGUAUGGGCAUGGGUCUUUAUGGUGGGAUGAAUGAAUAUGGUGGUUUCUCACUUCAGAGGAAGCCCGCAUACUACCCACCGCUGCCGCACCCGAUGGGCCCGUACCCACCAACAGAUCAACACUAG